GGCUCCUCGCACCUCCCCCAGCAGCUCAAGUUUACCACCUCGGACUCCUGCGACCGCAUCAAAGACGAGUUCCAGCUCCUGCAGGCGCAGUACCACAGCCUGAAGCUGGAAUGUGACAAGCUGGCCAGCGAGAAGUCCGAGAUGCAGCGUCACUACGUCAUGUACUACGAGAUGUCCUACGGCCUGAACAUCGAGAUGCACAAACAGGCGGAGAUCGUCAAGAGGCUGAAUGGCAUCUGUGCCCAGGUCCUGCCCUACCUCUCCCAGGAGCACCAGCAGCAGGUCCUGGGGGCCAUCGAGAGGGCCAAGCAGGUCACCGCCCCGGAGCUGAACUCCAUCAUCCGGCAGCAGCUCCAGGCUCACCAGCUGUCGCAGCUGCAGGCGCUGGCGCUGCCCCUGACGCCCCUGCCCGUGGGGCUGCAGCCGCCGUCGCUGCCGGCCGUGAGCGCGGGCACCGGGCUGCUGUCGCUGUCGGCGCUGGGCUCCCAGGCUCACCUGUCCAAGGAAGACAAGAACGGACACGAUGGGGACACCCACCAGGAGGAUGACGGCGAGAAGUCCGAUUAGCCGGCGGCUGGGGCGGCCGGGAACAGGGCGGGUGGGGAGGGGAAACUGAGGCACAGAGAGACAGGAACGCAGAGCGCCAGACAGCUUAGCUCGGGAUUGGCGACACUGGUAGUAUUUAUGGUCACCGCCGCCGCCGGCUGCUUGCUAGCCACCCCCUAGGUCCCCCCAGCCAUCCCCAGCUCCCCCACUCCCCCCCCUCCCCCGCCUCGAGGCAAGCUGAGGGCUGGCCGGCGUCGGGACCCGCCCCCGCCCCACGGGGAGCAGAGCAAAACCUCUAGGACCCCAGCACCCCACGCACCCCCGUCGCACACAUCAGACAGUCUGCCCCCAAGUGGGCCCUCGGGACGAAGCUACAGCGCCCACCCUGGCACUGCAUGUACUCAAUGCUACCAGCCCCUCCCCCGCCUGGGCACCCUGACUCUGACCCCACCCUGGGACCACCUCUGCUCCCCACACCUGCUCCAGUAGCCGGAGUCUCCCCCAGCCCACCUGCCCUCUGCCCUCACCCACGGAAGAAGGGGUCAGAGCUGGGCGUGGUGGCGCACGCCUGUUGUCCCAGCCCUCUGGGAGGCUGAGGCAGGAGGCUCUCAAAGUCCAGCCCAACCUCGGGCAACCUAGUGACUUAAAUGAGAGCCUGUCUCAAAAUAGGAACUACACAAGGGCUGGGGAUGGAGCUCAGCCCAGAGGCUCUGGGUUCGAUCCCCAGUACUGAAGGAGGGAAGUGAGUCUAGCUGGGACCAGCAGGGUGGGGGCAGUGCCCCAGGGAUUUCCUUCUCCCCUUCCCAAAUAAAGAUGAGGGUACUAAAGUU
This is a messenger RNA of Chinchilla lanigera (long-tailed chinchilla), 1376 nucleotides long. It is a transcript of the gene Tle5, whose product is annotated as amino-terminal enhancer of split. Gene Ontology annotation, molecular function: protein binding; transcription corepressor activity. Gene Ontology annotation, biological process: regulation of DNA-templated transcription; negative regulation of canonical Wnt signaling pathway. The record is from RefSeq and is a predicted model, not a curated record. Gene Ontology annotation, cellular component: transcription regulator complex; nucleus. NCBI's taxonomy places the organism in Eukaryota, Metazoa, Chordata, Mammalia, Rodentia, Chinchillidae.